GCUUCUGAAGCAGUAGGGUUUUGAUCCCAACCAGAACACUUGAGUUUUGCUCUGCAAGUGUAUAUAAAACUGGUUUCAUCUUCACUCCUAAGAAUAAGAGGUAAUGGAGACUGAACAACAGGAAGAGACCUUUACCAACACAGAGACAAAUGGCAAACGUCCUGCAGAAGAUAUUGAAGAAGAACAGGCCUUCAAAAGAUCUCGGAAUACAGAUGAGAUGGUUGAAUUGCGCAUCUUGCUUCAAAGCAAAAAUGCUGGAGCAGUGAUUGGAAAAGGUGGCAAAAAUAUCAAGGCACUUCGUACAGAUUACAAUGCAAGUGUUUCAGUCCCAGACAGCAGUGGCCCCGAGCGUAUCUUGAGUAUAAGUGCAGAUACAGAGACAAUUGGAGAAAUCUUGAAGAAGAUUAUCCCUACUUUAGAAGAGUAUCAGCACUACAAAGGUAACGACUUUGACUGUGAAUUAAGACUUCUAAUUCACCAAAGUCUAGCAGGAGGAAUUAUUGGUGUUAAGGGGGCUAAAAUCAAAGAACUCAGAGAGAACACUCAAACCACCAUUAAGCUCUUUCAAGAAUGUUGUCCUCAUUCCACUGAUAGAGUGGUGCUUAUUGGUGGAAAACCUGAUAGAGUUGUGGAGUGUAUCAAGAUUAUCUUGGAUCUUAUCUCUGAGUCUCCAAUUAAAGGACGGGCCCAGCCUUACGAUCCCAAUUUCUAUGAUGAAACGUAUGACUAUGGUGGCUUCACAAUGAUGUUUGAUGAUAGAAGGGGACGUCCAGUAGGCUUUCCAAUGCGUGGAAGGGGAGGCUUUGAUCGAAUGCCUCCUGGUCGUGGCGGACGACCUAUGCCUCCAUCAAGAAGAGAUUAUGAUGAUAUGAGCCCUCGCAGAGGACCUCCACCACCUCCCCCAGGUCGUGGUGGCAGAGGUGGCAGCAGAGCUCGUAAUCUUCCUCUUCCUCCUCCACCACCCCCUCGUGGCGGAGAUCUUAUGUCUUAUGAUCGAAGAGGUAGACCUGGAGACCGUUAUGAUGGAAUGAUGAUGCAGUGUCAUGUGGAUGCCUGUGAUGACAUGCAACCACCAGAGUUGUUUGAGGGUGGCUCUGGAUAUGACUAUUCUUACACAGGGGGCCGUGGUUCAUAUGGAGAUCUUGGUGGACCCAUCAUCACAACACAAGUAACGAUUCCCAAAGAUUUGGCAGGUUCUAUUAUUGGAAAAGGAGGCCAGAGAAUCAAACAAAUACGUCAUGAAUCAGGAGCUUCAAUCAAAAUUGAUGAACCACUAGAAGGCUCAGAAGAUCGAAUAAUAACUAUUACAGGAACACAGGACCAGAUACAAAAUGCUCAGUAUUUACUGCAGAACAGUGUGAAGCAGUAUUCUGGAAAGUUUUUCUAAGACUAGUGAAGAACUGAAGGAGUCCUGCACCUUUUUUUUUUUUGUUUGUUUGUUUUUUAAUAUCUACUUCUGUUUAAAUAGCCAACAUUCCUCUGCUUCAUAGGUAUUCUGCAUUUGAGGUGUAGUGGAAUCUGCUUUUCGCCAGAUGUCAUGUUUUAGUUCAUUACAAAUAUUUAGGGGAGGGAAAAAGUUGCAAAAGACUAAUACUGAAAUUUUGAAACAGCAGCAAAGAGUGGAUUUUAUUUUUGUUCAGUGGUGGUAAAUCAUAAUUGUUUUUUUUCUGUAAUUAUUGUGAACACCCUGCUUUAUGUACACUGUAAUUUUUUUUUUUUUUUUUUGAUGGGAGGGGAAAGGAUUGGUUGUUCACAUGUCCCUGACAUCCUUUGAGGGAAGUGUGUAGAAUGUAAUGUUCUUUUUUAAAAUGUAUUUUAUGAAAUAAAUUUAGUGAACCUA
Empidonax traillii (willow flycatcher) is the source of this 1840-nucleotide messenger RNA. Its product is annotated as heterogeneous nuclear ribonucleoprotein K. Gene Ontology annotation, biological process: regulation of transcription by RNA polymerase II; regulation of mRNA splicing, via spliceosome. Lineage: Eukaryota; Metazoa; Chordata; Aves; Passeriformes; Tyrannidae. The transcript has 15 exons. Bases 104 to 1387 code for a protein of 427 amino acids. The record is from RefSeq and is a predicted model, not a curated record. Gene Ontology annotation, molecular function: mRNA binding. Gene Ontology annotation, cellular component: cytoplasm; nucleus.